Molecule: messenger RNA, 2769 nt
Organism: Penicillium cataractarum
Lineage: Eukaryota; Fungi; Ascomycota; Eurotiomycetes; Eurotiales; Aspergillaceae
Exons: 1
Coding region: 1-2769 (922 amino acids)
Biological process (GO): signal transduction; protein phosphorylation
Cellular component (GO): cytoplasm
Molecular function (GO): protein kinase activity; ATP binding
Source: RefSeq, a predicted model, not a curated record
AUGGCCAUCUCGCUUGCCAAUAACUCCUAUAGCCCGACGCGGCUGGGUUUCCCUUUGGACGAAAAGGGGCCUCAACAAAAGCAGAGUAUGUGGCAUCGUCUGGGCCUGCGACGAUGGCUGGGCCGCGAUGAUCGAGACGCUUCGCCCGAGAGGGCCGAUAGGAGACAAUCUUCUUUAUCCCCCCACAACCACCACUCCCACGGCCACCUCAACCACCGCGCCUCCUCUGCCGACAACUUCCCCCGCGCCAAGCAGGAUAACUUGACCCGCCGUCUCUCUCGCAAAGUCGGCGUCGGUCUCCCCCGAUCAACCACCUUCAAACGCCAGAUUUCCGAACGUCGAGAUCGUCUAGCCCCCCUCGAGCCUGAGCACCGCCGUGCCCAGUCCGCCGACCGCCAACAGUUGAGCAUCCAAAGAACCAGAACCCGUUCUCCACCGCCAGCCGUGGCCCCACGACUCUCCGCACCAGAGGUUCAGUGGCUCGGCCCGACACCCUCAACCACGGUCGACGACGCCGCCGAAACGAACGAUGAAAGUGAUCUCCACGCCGACUGGGAGAAUCCUUCGUACCCGGACGUGACAAUCACCCCCUCGGAGAUCGAGACCGACCUAGAACCAGAGACGGAAACGGAGACGCAGGCGCCAGUGCCGGCAUCGGCACCCUUGCAGGAAGAUCUCGAGAUGGAGCUGGAGCAGCGAUGGAUCCUGAAUCUGAGUAUGCACUUCCGGGACAACUCAGGCCGGGAGAAAUUCUUCGUCACCUAUGCCGAAACACCCACAAAAUGGCGCCGAGUGACCAUCUCGAUGGAUUACCGCGGCGCCCCGCCCGACUCUCUGGAGCGAGAUUUGGAGGAAUUGCGAUACCAGCGGGACAAGUGUGCCCGGAUAUACGAGUCGAUUCGGGAAUCGCUUGCCGAGAUUCAAUUCUACGACACGGUGACGAAUCUCAAGGUGGAGACUCUCGACGGCCGUCUGCAUGUCCAUGUUACGGAGGAUGUGAACGAGACGAUACCUUAUCCGCCAAUAGCCAGUAUUCGCCAUCUAAGAGGCGCUCGACGAGUACCUGAGCGCCUCUUGCACUUUGACUCUCAUCUUUCUGGAUUCGUGUACAAGGUUCAACUGGGUGGACACCCAUAUAUCAAGAAAGAAAUCCCGGGCCCUGACACGGUGGAUGAAUUUCUCUAUGAAAUCAAUGCCCUCCAUGCUCUCAACGGCGCCCCGAACGUGAUUCGAGUGGAGGGCAUCGUGGUUGAUGACCAGCAAGAAGUGGUCAAAGGCCUGCUGAUCAGCUAUGCAGAGCAAGGUGCACUUGUGGACAUGCUGUAUGAGCAGCGUGGGCAGAUCUCGUUUGCCAGACGAGAGCGAUGGGCCAAACAGAUCGUUCAGGGUCUCUGUGAGAUCCACGAAUCAGGCUACGUCCAAGGUGACUUUACCUUGUCGAACAUCGUAGUAGAUGCAGAUGAUGAUGCGCAUAUCAUCGAUAUCAACCGUAGGGGCUGUCCGGUUGGCUGGGAGCCCCCCGAGAUUGCCGCAAAGAUUGAGAGCAAUCAGCGAAUCUCCAUGUACAUUGGCGUCAAGACGGAUCUCUACCAGCUGGGCAUGACACUGUGGGCCCUGGCCACGGGGGAGGAUGAGCCCGAACGACAACCCCGUCCACUGGUCCUUGGAUACGACGUGGACGUACCAGAGUAUUAUCGACGUCUUGUCGACAUUUGUCUCAGCCCGAUACCCCGACACAGGUUAGGAGCAAAAGAGCUUCUCCAUUUCUUCCCACCGGAUCUGCUUUUACGACGACCGCGACCUCUCAGUCGGAUUAUGCUCCCCCACGAGAUGGAGCCUACACCUGUCAUGUCAACGAGGAACGGUUUUUAUCCUUUACCCCCAGCAGAGCCACAGCCCCAAUAUCGCUGGAAGGACUCUUACGAGCAGGAGGCGCCCAGAGCACAGGUUGAAAGUCGACCACGGUCUAUGCUCGCAGAUAAUCAUGAUGAAGGAAAGCGAUCAACCAUCACUCUUGCAGAAUCAACUGGGGAUGCCGACUUUGCGCCUCGCCACUCGUCUGCUUCUACUUUGAACCAUAAUGAUCCCAACAGCACUGCCCAGGAUUGUGAUCGCAGUCAGUACCCUCUCGACGAUUCAAAGUCCGGAACGACUCCAGAUCAGAAGGUCCAAAAUGCCGUUCCAAUCUUCUGGGCCAACAACAUGGAAAACGGAACAGGCACCAACGCAGAGGAAGAGCUAUCGCCCUUGGAGCCAUCUACCAGUCAGAACACGUCGGUUGCUGUUCAAGAUCAAGACACGAAUGAUGAUCCGAAGCCCAGUCCUCCAGUUCAGUCGACUUCGGAACCUUUGCCCAUUAACGAACAUGUACCUUCACCCACUCGGAAACAUGUCAGCUUCGAAAGUGAACCGGAAAAGUAUCCUCACUCGACGAGCUCCCUCCUACGUUCAGCCCUGCCAAUAAACCCUGCCCACAUCUCGAAACGUAGGUCACUCCCAUCAGUGCUGAAAGAGGCACAAACUUCUGAUGAGUGGGUCCCCAUUGGAUCUGUUUCUUCUCUCGUCGAGUCCCGGCUUCCCAUCAAUCCUGCUCUCGGACUCUCUCAGCGCCGAUCACUCCCAGCUAUACCACGCAACACUCAACCACAAACACCCACCGCCGCCGCUGCAGAGUCCGAGUCAAUCCGUCAAAAGCUCAUAACCUUCCUCUCCGAAUCCCAACUCCCCAUCAAUCCCGCCUUCAGCGAAAAACUCGCCAACCUCUCUUAA